AUGCGUCUGUUAAUCGAACGGCAGAAUUGGACAUUCGAACUCUCGUGCUCCAGCCACAAAAGCAAGUGUACUCUUAAUACCGGCGGCACCCAUCGGCCCGGUGCCCACGCGCCCGCUCUUCCUUUCUUCGCGGCAUCCACCUUGCCUGGCGGGUCCGAGCUGAGGCUCAACUGGUAUCCUCCGAAUUCGCUUGGUGACGAGGAGGAUAGUUCUGCUGUACCGGCCGAUCAGCAUAAGCCUUCGCGUGGCCGCAGCUUCCGCAAGAAGAUCGGCAGGAUAUUCCUCUCCUUUUCCCGAACACAACCUCCUGAGCUUCCCCCCGUCGAGCAGCGAGCAUCGGAAGGACGGUUAUUGCCAGAACUCUCGGAAGAUAUGGCCGAGCUCCCUGGCAGCUCUGGGCGGUGGGAACUCCCGGCCGACCAAACCUUCAAUGUGUUGCACUCAAGGCCUGUGCCCGGUUAUGCACAAGCUCAGCAAGCUUACGUGCCGGUCGUAAACCGUAGCGGACUUCAUCGUCGCCCUCUCCCUCGCCAAAGCCAAAGCCAAAGCAACGCUUCGUUCAACUACCCACCUCAACCGCCGACGCAAAUGCCGAGGCGGGCCUAUAAUCCUGCACAUAUCGCUCCCCCAUCAGCUUCAAUGCCGACAUCUCCAGUCUCACCGAUAGAUGAACACUCCGGCUACGCGUACCAACCAUUGAUCGCCAACAACUCGCAAGAGGCCGUGCUAUUACGUGAACAGCCCAGCAUCACCCCUCCUACGACGUCCACUUCUACUUCGAUGACAGUGUCACCGGUUAGUCCAACGGAUUCUGACAAUGCCUUUGGCAUCGAACACCAAUACGGGGCCUGGAAGGGCCCCAUGAGCGUCCAUCGAAGCUCAUUCUCGACGUCAACGGCGUUCCUCGCGGACCCCUUUUCUCCUCCGUGUGGAAACCAACGGCACGAACCUGACCUUGACGCCACGGUCUCCCCUGUUUCUACUCGGCGUAGCUCUCUCGCUCAUGGCCAUGGUGAACCCACCGCGGCGCUGCCAACUCCACCUGUAGCCACACCGCCCAACCCAGCUGCGGAUUUCAGUCCAUGCAAACCAUCUCCUCACAGCUUUGAUGCCGGCGAGCAUCACCCCUCUUAUCCAUCCUCGCAAGACUUCACCGGCUUCGCAUCGCCGGCUUCUCCACCCCCGAUUGGUCACUACAAUGUCGCUCAAUUCGAUAGCUUCCACCAGCAGCUGCAGGGGUCCGAACAGUCUUCGGCCUGGGAGCGUCGUGGCCACAUCAUCAGUCUCUCCCAGAUGGGGCGACUCUAUGAGCCCGAUCUCUUCAUGCAGCUAAUGCAGGACCAACCUGUGGGCUCUGGAAACGGCUUCGGUGAAACGUUGCCGUCCUACACCCCACAGAGCCCCGGCCUCACGCCUCAAGCCGACCAAUAUCAGGCUCAUCCCGCCAUCAAUCCAACACCGGAGAUGACAGCGAGCAAGAGAAAAAAGGGGACCUUCACGGGCGAGGGUUGCAUCAAAUGGUUCCCUCCUAUCAGGUGUGAUUACUGCGAUGCCGAAUUCAAAGGGACUUAUCAGAAGGGUAACAAACGGAGACACAUCAAAAACAUCCACACGCCUGAUGCGGGCGACGGCGAGGAAGGCAAGAAGUGUCGUGCUUGCGAAAAGAUCUACAAGCGCCCGGACGCGCGGAAGAAGCAUGAGUGGAAGAAGCAUCGCAUCUUGGACGCGCGUCCCGAGAAGAGACGCAGCGAGAAGAAGGAGAAGCGGAUCUACAUGCCCCGGAUGCCGGAGCUUCCUGGCGAGGUGGUAUACUGA
Molecule: messenger RNA, 1815 nt
Organism: Trematosphaeria pertusa
Lineage: Eukaryota; Fungi; Ascomycota; Dothideomycetes; Pleosporales; Trematosphaeriaceae
Exons: 2
Coding region: 1-1815 (604 amino acids)
Source: RefSeq, a predicted model, not a curated record